This is a messenger RNA of Impatiens glandulifera, 1380 nucleotides long. Its product is annotated as GBF-interacting protein 1-like. The transcript is spliced from 9 exons. The record is from RefSeq and is a predicted model, not a curated record. Bases 1 to 1380 code for a protein of 459 amino acids. Lineage: Eukaryota; Viridiplantae; Streptophyta; Magnoliopsida; Ericales; Balsaminaceae. Gene Ontology annotation, cellular component: nucleus.
AUGGCCGACAGUUCUAGGGUUCCGAUUCCCGACAAUGUUCGGGAAAUGGUCCGAGAGAUCAAGAAUAUCACGGAGAGGCAUAGCGAAGAAGAUGUUUACGCAAUGCUUCAGGAGUGUAAUAUGGAUAGCAAUGAAGCUACGCAGCGGCUACUCUACAUCGAUAGUUUCCAAGAAGUAAGAAAUAGGCGUGACCGAAAAAAGGCGAUCAGUGGUAGAGGUGAAGAUUCUAGAUCUUCAGGUCAAAUGGCUACGGGAGUGCGAGGAAACUACUCUAAUAGAUAUCGUGGUGCUACUAGUGGAAGGGUUACGAUAAUUCAAAGGGAGACAUCUCCUACUGUACCUGUAAAGAUACUACAAACUUCAUCCCCGAAAAAUUCUCCAUCCCCGAAAAAACCUCCAUCCCCAAAAAUACCUCCAUCCCCGAAAAAAACUUCAUCCUCGAAUAGCUCAAAUAAACACAAAAAGGAAUUGUUUGGUGGGUCUGGAAAUGAAUCUAUUGGGCAAGAUGUUCAUGAAGGCGGCCCCCAAAAGUCUGCAGGUUGUAUUUGUCUCAGCUACCUUCAUCCUAUUAAUUUAUUCCCAUUAUCUUACUCGUGGACAGAAGAAGUUGCAUCAAAGAAUUCCACAGUGAUGAUAGUAGAAGGAACUCCUGAGUAUGUUAUGGAACAAACAGUGUCUACACCUGAUUUGAAGCUGGCAGAAAUAAAUGUUAAUCUACUUCAUUCUGUUACUUUCCCCAAGUAUAUCCAAAGCAUUGAUCCUUUCAAGGGCGGGUUGACUUUUGGAUGUAUGGAUAUUGACUAUGAGAAGAGCUUUGCUAGUAACCCAAACACACAAGUUGUGCCUGCGACUAUUCCACAGACUGAAUAUGUGAGCUAUCAAGGGUCGUAUUUAAUUCCUCAAGAAGGUGAAGAUCUUGUUCAUCCUGAAUCUCCAAGACAUGUACAUGAGAUCUCAUCCUUGCAAGAAGUUGAUGAGACAGUAGAAUAUGAUCAGCAAAUACCUGAUCCACAUUUUAGUCUUCCUAUUCAACCCAUAUUAGAUGGAGAGCUUCAAUCUGAAGGUCAUGGAACUCAGAGUUCUCAGGCUUCAUAUACGCCUAAUCACCAAACUGAUGCAGAUGAACCACAGUCAAGUCCCUAUUACAUGUAUCAUCCGGCUUCAAACACGUAUCAAUAUACUGGGCCAACAACUUACUACCCUCAACAGCAGCCUUCAACUUCCAAUAUGUAUCCACCGCCAUUUGGUUAUGGCUACAGCGCCGCCAAUACACAGGUGACUUUUAGAGGUGACGUUAUAACUUAUGAGUGUACUCAGGAGUCAAUAGAGGCAUACUCAGAUACAAAAACUCUUGGAAACAACAAAAUACAGAGGAAUUAA